Protopolystoma xenopodis is the source of this 1026-nucleotide messenger RNA. NCBI's taxonomy places the organism in Eukaryota, Metazoa, Platyhelminthes, Monogenea, Polystomatidea, Polystomatidae. The record is from the annotation of a GenBank genome assembly.
AUGCUCCUUCCGCUUGUGCUCGAAAUUAUUGACAAGGCUGUUGAACGCGAAGAGCUUUGUGAUCAGAAGAUAUCUCUGCUGAAGAAGCAGGUGGCAGAGGCAGAGCAGCGCGCCGCUGAAGCUGACCGCCAAGUCUCCAAACUCCAGAAUGAAGUGGAUCGUCUCGAAGGUGGGGGAACUUGCUGCAUCUUGUGCACGGCCAUUAUGCUCAUGCUGCCUUAUAUGCACAUGUCUCUAUCUAGACAGCGCAUGAAUCGUAUCCUUAGAUAUCACAUCUUCGGCGUAUUAGAAGAUUGCAUUCGUCGCUUAGACUCGCCAUCGCGGAAGUUCCUUGCGGCCUGUUUCACCUUACACACGCCUGCACGCGCAUGGCCCCCCUCCCUCCCUCCCUUCUUCCGUCCGCUCGUCCGAGUCUGUAUGUUCUGUCUGAGACGAGGAUGCGCCGGCUCUUGCAUGCCUCACUGCGUCAGAUCGCAGUCGGCCGCUGACACGCCACUAAUGCCGCCUUUCUCCACCCAUCCCCCUUUCACAAUGCCACCGACAGAUGAACUGCUGGCCGAGAAGGUCCGCUACAAAGAGCUCUCCGGCCGGGUCCACUGUCGCCCUGCCGACGAGUCGGCCGAAGAUUGCGCUCGCGUCUGCCUACGGCCACCAGCACCCCCCCACGCCUAUACAUGCACAGUGCCACAGUUUUUAUUUUCCCUCGGCCCUAUAGCUAUUUUAUCUCCCCAUUCGAUAAUUCACCUCUCCGUCAUACCUCCUCCCCCCACGUGUACUCAGGCCGCACUGCCCUACAGAUGCAGAACAGUCUCAUCUUGUUCACUUUGUCCUUCUGGCUCUUUGAUGACUUUCGGCUUUUCCACUCGUUCGCCUCACCUUCCCAUCCUCACCCGACCCUUGUCACACCUUUCUGCCCGACUUGCCCCACCGUGGGCGGUCGGCAGCGGCCACGGAUCUGACACAAUUUCCCCACAUCCACACGUUUCGCCCAGACCAAUUGGCCAACCUGCCCCCCCGACUCACGCC